Molecule: messenger RNA, 543 nt
Organism: Soboliphyme baturini
Lineage: Eukaryota; Metazoa; Nematoda; Enoplea; Dioctophymatida; Soboliphymatidae
Source: the annotation of a GenBank genome assembly
AUGACUGCUGCUAUGCGAAAUUCGAUGACUGAUUACCUGUUCAAGCUUCUGCUUAUCGGCGAUUCUGGGGUCGGCAAGUCCUGCCUGCUUUUGCGAUUUGCGGACGACACGUACACCGACAGCUACAUAAGUACUAUUGGCGUGGAUUUUAAAAUUCGUACCAUCGAGCUAGAUGGCAAGACGAUCAAGCUUCAGAUUUGGGACACCGCUGGUCAGGAGCGAUUUCGCACCAUCACAUCCAGUUACUAUCGCGGAGCGCAUGGCAUCAUUGUAGUCUACGACAUAACAGAUGAAGAGUCAUUCAACAACGUCAAAUUGUGGCUUCAAGAAAUCGAACGGUACGCUUGUGAAAACGUGAACAAGCUGUUGGUGGGAAACAAAUGUGACAUGACACAGAAGCGAGCCGUAGAACAUGAUACGGCAAAGGAAUAUGCAGAUCAGUUAGGCAUUCCUUUUCUGGAAACGUCGGCGAAGAAUUCGACCAAUGUGGAACAGGCAAUAUCCUCAACGCCCGUGCAGCCUCAGAAAACGGGUUGCUGUUAA